Strongyloides ratti is the source of this 1017-nucleotide messenger RNA. Its product is annotated as G protein-coupled receptor, rhodopsin-like family and GPCR, rhodopsin-like, 7TM domain-containing protein. The record is from RefSeq and is a predicted model, not a curated record. NCBI's taxonomy places the organism in Eukaryota, Metazoa, Nematoda, Chromadorea, Rhabditida, Strongyloididae. Gene Ontology annotation, biological process: G protein-coupled receptor signaling pathway. Gene Ontology annotation, cellular component: membrane. The transcript has 4 exons. Gene Ontology annotation, molecular function: G protein-coupled receptor activity. Bases 1 to 1017 code for a protein of 338 amino acids.
AUGAUAUCAUCAUUGGCAUUAGCUGAUUUACUUAUUAUUAUUUUUUGUCUACCAUCUACUUUCAUUAACAAUUUAUUUUUACAAUGGCCUUUAGGAAAUGUAGCAUGUAAAUUGUCAACAUGGAUUAAUAAUAUCACGUCUUGUUCAUCUGUUUUUACCUUGAUUGCUGUCACUGCAGAUAGAUAUUUAGCAAUAUGUCAUACAAUGAAGUAUACUGUAUGGGAUUCAGAUAUGUCUUAUUAUGUCAUUGGCACAAUAUGGCUUGUCAGUGGAAUGUUAGCUUCCCCACAAUUAUUCAUUUAUAGAGAAAUGUAUUUUGAUCCAUCUAGUAAUGUUAUGUAUACAAAUGAUGAAUUAAAUGAUACAAAUAUAAAUAAUGUAUUAAAAUUUUGUUCUUCAAGUAUGGAUGAAACAUAUGUAUUUAUAUUUUUCAAUCUUUUUUUGACAUUUAUAGUACCAUUUGUUUUAAUUAUUAUAAUGUAUAGUUUAAUUUUUCACAGAGUAUCAACACAUCGUAGUUUAGCUGUUGACGCUCAUAUUAGAGAUGAAAGAACUAAAUUAAGAGCAGCACAUAUGAUGCUAACGGUUAUAAUUGUAUUUGCUUUUUGUUGGACUCCUUUAUUUAGCCUUCAUGCAUAUUUUAUCGCAACAAAUCCGGAAGGUUUUUUUUACGAAGUAGCAGUAACUAUAUUAAGACCAUGUUUUCAAUGGUUAUCCCUUUUGUCAAGUUCAUUAAAUCCGUUAAUAUAUAUUGCAUACAGUCAAAAAUACCGUAGAGCAUUUCAUCAACUUUUAUUACUUCCUUGUCAAACAAAACUAGGAACAAUAAGAAAGUUUACUUUUAAAAAAAAGGAAAAUUUACAAUUAAAAAGAAACGAUGAAGAAAUACAUAAAAAAAUGGAAGGAGUUGUAGGGAUUCAAUCAUUAACAACAAUAUGUAAUCCAAAUGAUAAUAUACAAACUAUAAGUGUAUGUGAAUCACAAAAAAUAGGGAAAACAAAAAUUGAAAGUUUGUAA